This is a messenger RNA of Eufriesea mexicana, 342 nucleotides long. RefSeq lists its product as uncharacterized. The record is from RefSeq and is a predicted model, not a curated record. Lineage: Eukaryota; Metazoa; Arthropoda; Insecta; Hymenoptera; Apidae. The transcript is spliced from 2 exons. The coding region runs from base 1 to 342 and encodes 113 amino acids.
AUGACUAAUUUAAUAUUCGGAGUUGGUAUAGGAUUGUUUCUUAUUUUGAUUCUUUGGGGUUUGGCCUUAUUGGUAUUUAUUAUUUCUUUAAGAAUUGAAAAUAAAAUUGGUACUAUUGUUAUAUUUAUUGUUAGCAUAUGCACAAUCAUUUUAAUUACAUUACCAAGGGCAUCAGAAAAACCUAAUACAAUUGACAAAAAGAUAUAUGAUCAUUUAUUUAUUUGGCGUAUUUUACUACUUAUAUUAUUAAUAAUAUCAUCUCUAAUUGGUUUAAUGGGAUACAUUAAAUUUGCAGUAAUAGAAUCUAUUAGACCAAUCAGAAUAACUAACUGGAUUUUUUAA